This is a messenger RNA of Nematocida major, 930 nucleotides long. RefSeq lists its product as uncharacterized. The record is from RefSeq and is a predicted model, not a curated record. The coding region runs from base 1 to 930 and encodes 309 amino acids. The transcript has a single exon. Gene Ontology annotation, molecular function: DNA-binding transcription factor activity; sequence-specific DNA binding. Gene Ontology annotation, biological process: phosphorelay signal transduction system; regulation of DNA-templated transcription. Lineage: Eukaryota; Fungi; Microsporidia.
AUGAAGGUUCUGAAGUCAGCGCAGCAGUCCACAGAGUUUAUAGAUAAGCUGUAUAGCAUGCUUGAAGACGCUCAAAAUCAAACAUACAUUCAAUGGACAGGCUUGGGACUUAGCUUUAUCAUAAUAAAUCCAACCGAGUUUGGAAAGUGCAUGCUAAACAAGCACUUCAAGCACGGAAACUUAAGCUCCUUUGUGAGGCAGCUGAACAAGUACGACUUCCACAAGAUAAAGAGCCCGGAGAACACCAUAAAGCAGUUUGGGCAGCAGGUGUGGGAGUUCAAGCACAACUAUUUCCAGAGGGGGCGCGUAGAUAUGCUCAAGCACAUCGCGCGAAAGAAAAGCAAUGCGGACAAGAGGUUCAAAACCUCGAGGGAAAUGAGCUCUGACAAUUUGGAAAGCUCGAACAGAAUACAGUCCCAGAUAAUCGGCACGCUAAAAAUGCUGACCGUGCACUUUCAGGUGCUGGUAGAGGAAGUGAGCGACCUAAAGAGAAGCCUCAGCAAGAAAGACACCCUUUUCAAAGAGACCAUAAAUGUUCUCAUCGCAGAGGACAACGUCACGUGCAGCUCCUACGCAGGAGCAAUUCUUCGCAAGAUAGGGUGCACCACGGAGACAAUCGAAACCGAGAAGGAGAUACUCCGCAAGCUGUCCGAGACAAAGUACGACAUUGUGUUUUUGAGCUCGCAAAUUCCGAGCAUACAGAAGAUUCUCUCCACGUUUAGACAGUACGAUGAAAUUACGCCGGUGAUCCUAACAAUAGACGGCCUCGUACAGGAAGAGUACAUCUCAGUCAUUGGGGCAGGCGCAAGCGACGUCCUUGUAAAGCCGUACCACCAAGACGCGAUGAUACAGAUAAUGAUCAAGUAUUGCUACAAUGCAAGAGCCAACAGAGCGCACCCCAAGCACCCGCAUGGCCUUCCUAUCUGGUGA